AUGGCCACCACUGGCCCGGUUAAGACAAAAAGGGCUCAGAGAGAAAUUUGCGUGAAAGAAGAGUUUAAGAUCGCAGUGAAAAUUGCCCUGGAUAAAUUUCGAUUUGAAGAGAAACAAAAAGGUAAUCCUUUGGAUUUUCUUGGAAUCAAGAUGUGUCUCCCAGAACUCAAUUGAUGAUUACAUUGUGUUCAUAUCAUUGUUAUCAGAUUGGAAUAAUUUGCUAAGAAAAGGUUUGAUUGAGGUGAAGCUUACACAGGCAAUUGUAAAGCCAGCUGAGCAAUUUUCAAGCAUUUUUACGUUUCUGAGCGCUAGUACUUUUUAUUCCUUUUUAUGCGUGACACUGUAUUAAUAUUUGUAACAGGAAACGCCGCGUAAACAACAUUUAAAUUAUGUAUGAGGGGGGCAUCAGUACUCCUUCGGUAAGAUCGACGAGGUACUAAUUUUUCUAAUAAAAUUAUCAUUUAGAUCUAUCAUAGAAACGUGGCUCGAUUUCUAAAUACUUGUUUCAUUGAUUGGCAAUUUGAAAACAAGCCAAGAUAAAUCAGACACAGUGAUGAGGGAUUGUCUAUAUGCACUGAUGCUUUUCGGCGGAAAUUUAUACAAUAAAAAGCCGAGCGCUAUUGAGUCAUGUGUCUUUGUGUCAGUACAACAGUUUGGUCUCAUUCUGUACUUGAUUCACAGCAGUAAGCAACCAUAUGAAACCAGAAACAUUAUCUUAUUAUCACUAUUAAUAUAAUAACUAUACCUUUUUAUCCCAUCACAUUGUAAAUUCAGAAUGUACAGUCAGUGCUUUUUGUUAGGGACAAGUGUCUGAAAAGGUUGAAUUUUCAUGAGGUGAUUUGUUAUCUUUAUAUAGUUCUAGAAUUUCCUUCAUCAUUUACAUCUGUGGAAAGAGCCUACGUACACAGAUUAUGUCAGAACUUAGGAUUAAAAUCAAAAAGCAAAGGGUAAGAUGUGGAUUGUUUACCUUCAUUGCAGCUCUAUGUUAUGAGUUAUAUUAAUGACAAUGAGUAUGAUAAUAUUAACCUUUACACCCUAACAUCAACAUGUAUAUUCUCCACACUACUUCAUUAUACAUUUCCUAAGGUGGUGACAGGGAGAUUUUGCUUAACAAUCAAGAUCUUGUUUACUUGGAGUUCAUUUCCUCUACUCUCCUGAACCUAAUGUUUUAUUCAGAUGUGACAGUAACUGGUUGUUUCACCAACAGUAGUUUUGCAAACAUUGCUGGUCAGUUUGCAAACAUGUAGAAGUCAGUUCGCAAACGUUUAGAAGUCAGUUUGUAAAUGUCUAGAAGUCAGUUAUAAACAUUUACAUGUCAACCUGGGUUUAACCAUACGAUUUAGAAUACUGCAAAACAACUGACAUUCGGGAUGACACUGUAAGGAGAAAUUAGGUGCCAGUCACUUUGAGGGGUCAGUAUUUAAAGAUCAAUUUUCAUGCAUGUGGUCUUGUUCUCCCCUCUUUUUGGAUGGAUUUUGCUGAAUUAAAGUGCAACUCUCUCUUCUGAUCUGUCUUAUUUUUCAAAUACAUCAAACUCUCUUAUGUAUUCAUGGUGGCAUAUUGGGCAUUUAAUACUAACAUAAUUGACAAACACCUUUUCUCAGUAGGCUGAAAUUGGUACAUUUCAUUUCCUUUAUACUUUCAUUACUUUGCAGGAAUGGAAGUAAUAGAUUUCUAACAGUCUCUAAGAAAACUGUUAGUGCUGGAACCUGUAGCACUGUUUUGAAUCUCACCAGCAAUGCUUCACACCAUAUUGAACAUUUACUGAAGAAAUUUCCUUUGAACAUCAAAGAAAGGCAAGAGCUCCAGCCCAAGACAGAAAGGUCAACAGUUACCUUUGAGACAGGUAUGUAGUUUCUAUUUGCCAAGGAUUUACUCAGUAGUAUUAGGUUUUUGUUUUACACUCUAAAAAGAAAAGGUUUCCUUCAUUUUAAGCAAUCUGACAUAUAUGGUAGACUGAAAUUCUUCCUCAAAUGUGUUCACUGGAUUUAUAAUCUUUCAUUUGUAGUAUCUUUAUAGUACUCCAAAAUGAGUUUUAACACUUUAACUCCCAUGAAUGACCAAGACAGAAUUUCUCCUCACAAUAUCAAUGCAAUAUGAAUCAGGCAAGGGAUGAAAAUAAACAAGAAAAAUAUCAACUAAGGGACUAUAUGCCGAUCCAAUUCCAAAUUCUCUAAAGUAACAUUAUAAGUAUUAUAUCACAGACAGUAAGGAGAUUUUCUAAUGAGAUCAUGGGAGUAAAAGAGUCAAACCAUAAUUAUUUUGAUUUAGCUCAGUGUUGUCUUCUGUAUCAAGGUACAUGUACCAAGGUAUGUUUCCAUAGUUCAUAAACAACAGAAAAUAUGAAAUACUCAAACUUAUUUCAAAAAAAGGGAAAAAUCAUCCUGUACCCUUGAAAAACUACAUGAUUCAUCAUUUUGAUAUAAUUUUUUAAAUUAAUCUUUGGUUUGGCCAAAUUUUAAAAGUACUUUUAAUUACUAUUUACUUAUAGCUGUUUUAUUUUGCCAUUUAUUUAUUAAGCAAUUUUAAUUUAAAUCAGUGUGUAAAGUGUUAUUAGGAGUUGUUACAUAUACUUUUUAUUUAUUUUUAUUUAAAUGGAUAUUUUGUAUAUAAUGCAUAUUUUUUUUCGAAAAGGACGCGGUGGAAGAGAAAGUAGAGUUGUUGGUAGGCUUAACAACAACACUCCUGCAGUUCCACCAGUUGUGAAAGAGAAUGAUUUCUUUUCAUUUCGCAAGUCUUUACCAAUUUAUGAGCUGAGGGAACAAAUCAUGAAGCUUAUUUCUGAGAACCAGGUGAAGUCUUAAAGUUACUAAAAUUGUUAUGAACAUCUGGUGCACUUGAACUAAAAUUGUUUGCUUUCAAUUAAGGAACUGCUGAAUAAACAACUUUUUUUAAUCCAGCUGUUUUAAGAAAGGUUAUGGGAAAAAAAGGAGAAAAGUUCAUGUGACCAUCUCAAAAAGUAAUUUGGGUAUCUUGUAAUCCAUGAAUUUUAAGAAAUCAAAUAAAUAAAUGUAUUUAUCAAAUAUACAUUGCCUUGUCCUUACAAUGACGCUUUCCAAGAUUUCCCUGAAAUUCAGAACUGUGACCUGAAAAUUACCCAUCAUAUGUUUGGGGUUGUCACACACACUUUUAUGCUUUUAAUAACAAUCUCGAAACAGCUGUAUAUCAAUGCUGUCUCCAAAAUUUUAUGCAUUGUCAUAUUACUUGUUAAUUGAUAAUUUUGUGUCUUAUGAAUUGUCCAUCCAGGUUGUUCUUAUAUCUGGUGAAACAGGUUCAGGAAAAACAACUCAGGUAAUGAACUUAAAUUUAACAAUUAACAACCAGUUGAAGUUGAAGGGAGAACAAUGCUUAUUCUCCUAAAAUUGCCCUUUAAAUUUUUUUUUCUUUGGAACAUAAAAUCAUUUUGGAAACAUUGAAAAUAUUCAGUAUCAUCCUUAUUCAUUAUUUUAUUUUUCCUCCUCAAAACAUUUAGGUUCCGCAAUUUGUACUGGAGGAGGCUUAUGCUAACUCAACUCCUUGCCGAGUGGUUUGCACUCAACCUCGACGCAUAUCAGCUUUGUCAGUGAGUGAAAGAGUUGCUACUGAAAGAGGAGAAAGACUUGGACAGACUGUUGGUUACCAAAUUAGGCUGGAUAAUAGGUAAUCUGAAGAUCUCACAUAAUUUAAAGCAUUUCUAAUUGGAAAGUAUGAUGUACACUUUAAGUAACAUGCUACAAGAAAGUUACCCCUAUUGGUUAUCAAUACCCUUCUAACCAUAAAGUAGAGAGAGACACUGUGAAGGAUUGUAUACUUCUUAUCAACAAUGAAAGAUAUAAAGCCAACAAACGUAUCAGUUCUAUGUGGUGGGUCAGCACUAAGUAAUCGUGGUUGUUCCAGUUCUUUUUUGGUUUGUAUUGUUUAGCUCCUUAAUUGUAAUCUUAAAGACUCUGCAAGAUUUACACAUGAAAAUUUUCUCUCUUCAGUAUGAUUUUUAUAUUUUAACUAGUCUUAUUGCUUGAUUUAAUGUGUAAGGAACUCUCAUUUUUUUGUCUAAUGUGAAUGACCAAUGGUAACAUGUGUCAUCUUUUGUACACUUGAUUAUCUUGCAGAAUAUCUCCAAAAACAUUGUUAACAUAUUGUACCACUGGUGUGCUGUUACGGACUUUGAUGUCAGGAGAUAAUUCACUUUCAUUUAUCACUCAUGUUAUAGUGGUAUGAUAAGAAAUAUUUUAGUGUAUAAUAAUUAUUUAAUAUCUAAACAGAUUUAUUAAAACAACAUGAAGCUAAUUUAAUUCUAGGUAGGGAACAGAGAUACCUGACAACCACAAAAAAAUUUCAAAUCUUAAAAUAUCAGUCCAUUUCAGAAGCCCCCCUCCUCCCCCUCCCCCACCUUCUGCUAUGACAAGGCAUACAUGUAGAUCCAAAAAGGUAGUGGCUUAACCCUUUUACUCCCAGAUUAGUGAUCAACAUGUAACUUUUCUCUAUAAUAUCUAAACAUUAUCCAGCAAACAGGUCAUGAGAAUAUUCAAACUCAUCAGGUAGAAAUUGUUAUCUUGAUCUAACACCAAAUUCUUGUAACUUAUUUAUGAGGAAAUGUGUAACAGCUAGAGGGGAGAAUUAACAAUCAGAUCUUGGGAGUCAAAGGGUUAAAUAAUAGUAAUUGUGACUGAGUUGAGUUUUAAACUUGCCAAAAGGAAGCCGAGAAACAUAAGAUAAGCAGGAUGAUAUCAUGAUUUCUAAAAUCAUUUGAAAUGUUAGGGUUUUUUGUGGAAAAUGAUCCUGACCAGUAAUGCUUUUAUUGCAAAGACUCAUGGUGUUCCUGGAGACUCCAAGAUAAUCCAGUAGUAUUGGCAUAUAAAUAUACACAUGUAAAGUAUGAUUGAUUUUUCAGUGGCAGUACAUACUGUAUUAAAAGUAACUGUAGACAGAACUUAUGUCAUGUUUAUUGAUGUGUCAAGGAAAUAGUAAAUUGAAAGUAAACAGCGUGUAUAUUUAAAAAAUAGUUAAUUGUGCUGAACAAUAAUGAAAAUUUUUCCUUCAUCAGGAUGAGGUUCACGAGCGAGAUAGAUUUUCAGACUUCCUACUAAUAGCCUUGAGGGACCUUUUAACAGUUAACAGGAGACUGAAGUUAAUUUUAAUGAGUGCUGCUUUAGAUAUCAACUUGUUUAUUGACUACUUUGGAAAGUGUCCAGUUAUUCAUGGUAAGUCAAACUACUUGCCCUGUAACACCCUGACUUUUGACCCUUACUGUGUGGAUACUUUUUCCAGUGUUACAUUCAUAGCCACAGAUAUUUCAAAAGUAACUUUACACAAAUAAAACGAUUGCCUGGCUGGUAAGUUAUUUGGUAGACUACCUGCAAUUAUCCUUCUAUUUUUUUUUUUCUAUUUUUUUUUAAUCUUAGAACUGUUCAUUAUUGUUGUGAUGAAGAAUAAAAUCAAUACCUCUAUAGUUGUGUAAUAAAUCUACCAGUAUCAGGCACAUUUCUACCAAUCUGACCAAGCACUCAACCAAGCACUCCAAACAACUCCACAGUAUUAUCUCCCUAUUGUAGUCAUGUGCAGUGUCGUGAGCUGGUGCAUUAGUUUACUUUAACAAUCUUUCAUUGCUUGGCCAGUGAACUGUUCUUGGGUUGCCAUAUAAACAAAGGGGAACUGUACUAUUGCCUGAUGUAGUCAACUCACAUUAUUUUUCAUAGUACCUGGUAGGUGCUUUGAUGUACAAGCAUAUUUCUUGGAAGAUGUUCUUAAAAUGUGAGUAUUUUUUAUUUGGAAAGUAUAUUCUCUAAGACAAACUUUUCCUUUUAUUACAUUUCCACAUACAUGCAUCUUGGUAGUGUGCUGUACAAAUAUCUUAAAAAACUUUACAACUCUAACUUGCCAGGACAUCAUACUGUAACAAGGAAAUGGUAAAACAUAUGAAACACAACCAAACCAAAAAUGGUGCAGGAGAAAAGGAUGACAACAUUUCCCUUCCUACUGAGCAGGAAGUUUCAAAUGCAGCAAAUGAUGAGGAAGUUGAGAGUUCUCACAAAGAUAAUGAGACUGGAAGUGAGAAUAAUGUCAACACAGAAGAGACAGGUCCUCCUAGUGCUGACGUACAAGCAGAAGGGAUGUUUGAUGUAGAACUACAGGCAUCAGAAGGUAUGUGGUAAUUCUUUUGAGAAUAUAAGCAGUUUGUGUUAUUACCUUGGCAGGUAUUAAUGACUCUUUGUACAUUUACCUCCUUGUGCUUAAUGAUGGUUAUGUAGGUUCUUUUACUGAAUAAUGUUACUAGUUUACUUGACAAUUAAUGUAUAAACACAUACUUCCCUUAUCAGACGCAGAACUUGAAGAUGAUCCUGUUCGAAAACUAGAUGAAGAUUCUCAAGACAAAGACUAUCUUCCUGAAUUCCAGCUUGAUGAAGAACUGGGUGAUGGAGACAUGGAUGAGGACAUCUUACUGGAAGGACAAGAGGAAGGUGAAAAUGAUGCAAAUGAUGAUGAAGAUGUUGAGGAGGGAGAUGAUGUAGAUAUUGAGGAGAUCGAGGAUAAAGUUGAUGAUAGAGACAUUAAAGAGCUGGAUGAAGCUGUGGAAGGAAUCAAACUUCAAGAAGAUAAUGGUGAUAAUGCUUUGCAAGGCCCAGCAAAUGAUGACAAUGAUAAGCAGGAUGAGGUAGGUUUAACUGUACAUUAAGCUUAAAAAAAUCUUCUUCUUGAAAUUCCUAUAAACUAUAAUUUUUUUUAUCUCCAAGGAGAGUGACAGCGAGGAACAAUAUUUACGGCAAGAAAUGGAUAACAGCAUUUCAGAGGCAUGGCUAAACGUAAGUGUAAAAUAGGUUAUACAUGUCUGUGAAAGCCUGAACUCUUUUUUCUCUUUAAGAUUAGAUUUAAACUUAAAAUCAAGUGAGAAUCAAUGAGAAAUUAGGAUAACCUGCUCUUUUGUCUUGAUAGGGUGAUGAGGACUCAUUUGUCCAGAUUCUUUACUUGAUCAUGCAUGAAAACAUUAGUGGUAAGUAGUUGGCAAAAUAUAACAUUCUUCCUAGUUCAUAGUUUUGACAUACACGGCACUAUACAUUUACUGUGUAUUCAGGACAGGCAAAAGAAAUUUUCAAACUGGUAGAGCAAAUUUUUUACCCUAGGCUGUAAUAUGAGGUACUAAAUGCAGUAAACAUUAAUGGUUGCUGCCUAACAAGGAGAACAUUGACAUAAAGUCCAGACAUGGAUCACCUCGUCACAUAUAACGGAAUCAUGUCCAGUUUGUCAUCCCCACAAUAUUUAUCUAAUGCGCAGACUUUCUAUCAACUGUAAGCCUUGAACAGAGUUAUUAAACACCAACUCUGCCUUGUACCAGUGUGAUGAGGCUCAUACAGCCAGGGCUUACCCCAAUUUUGAUGUCGUAUGGCAACUAGGAUUACUGGGAUGCUAGUCCAAUAGAGUUAUCCCCCUGUCCCCUUGGUGGAAAGGGGCCCUGUGAGAGUUACAUUUCUCACCCAAAAACGCAAUAGAAAGAGCUGGCCAGGGUGUGAAAUUUUUAAACAGGAUUCCACUGUGAUUAUUAAGACAUCACCUCUCCUAUGAUCAUACAAGCUGUACUUUAGAACACUAUUGUAGACCCUUGCCUCUCUUUUUCCACAGUUGACCAUCAACACUCAGACACGCAGGCCACUGCCCUGAUGGUUGCAUCAGGACGAGGUUGUGCUGGUGUUGUUGAACAGUUGCUGAGUUUAGGAGCCAAUCCUCACAUUAAGGAGCCCAAGAAUGGAUGGUAAGGAAAUAUUAAUUUUUUUUUGUAUACCCUACCAUCAAAUUUUUUCAAGGUCUUGUCGCUGAAUUAAAUCAUGCGACAAAUUUAUGGACAUAAUUUCUCUCCCUUAGGACUGCUAUAGAUUGGGCCAAGAAAUGGGAACACAGUGAUGUUGUCCAAAUUCUCGAAUCGUGUUUGUAAGUAUGAGGAUUUAAAGUAUGAUUUUAAUAGUUUGUGUACUCCAGGUGUUGAAUUGCUCAGCAUGUAAUCAUAUAGCUUGUUCAGAGAUUAGCUUAAGAAUGGAUUUAGAGAGUAUGAUAAGGUUGUAGAAGGUUUGGUGAGAUUUAGGAAAGGUAUUUAUAAAGUAAGGUAGGUAUCAUGUCAUAUUAACCCUUUGAAAACUAAAAGUGAUUAGAAUCCAACUUCUCCUUACCAUAUCUCCCUGAAUCAUAUGACAUUAAACUGAUGAGAAUAAAUGAAAUGAUCACCAUUUAAAGAAGCUCUUGAUUGGUAAACUAAUUCUCCUUGUCAGCACCUUGGGAAAUAUAUAGAGAACAGUAUGGAGAAUAUGCAUACUGAUGUUAGGGUGUGAAGGCAUUAUGAAGUCUGAUCACAGCAGUGUACUUUUCUCCAAGUAAAUUUGAGAGUGAAGGCAGUCUUCACUGAAGUAUCUGCCAACGUCUUGAAGGGAAAUUUGUAUGAUUAUCUUUUUAGGUCAACACCCAAAGUUCCAUAUGUGGAUGAAACAGCUUUAGAAAGGGAAUCUAAUGAACUAAGUGAAGAAAGCAAAGAACUGCUUGCUAUUUACCACAAGACAUUUGAUGAUGAUCGGGUAAGGCAAGGCUUGGUAAAUGCACCUGUAAUUAUUCAAAGAAUGCUUUUUCCAAAAAGUUAAGUCUGAAUCAAACCUUAGUCUCACCAGUUGCAAUCACUGAUAGGUUGCAAUGUCAGGUUUCUGAUUGGAAUGAGGAAUCUACUAUAGAAGACAGCAAGUAUGAUGUCAAAGUUGUAUAUUGAUACAUGUCUAAAAUCAGCAAGAGUAGCCAUUCUGUGGCUGAUUCUUCUACCUUCUUCUCCACCAACAUUACUAAUUUGGAUAGCCUAGGUUAUUACUAGACUAUUGUUUCAGUUGUGCAGAAAGGUCUUUGGUAAAAAUCUCUGUUCCUUUUGCAGGUUGAUCUUGACUUAAUCACCAGUCUACUGACAUAUAUUUGUAACACUCAGCAAGAAGGUCAGUUCAACUUUAAAUAUUUUAAGUUAAGUCACCAAGUAAGAGCUUAUUUCUGGUUGUCAUGUCAUGGCAUAAAGAGAUUAGAACUAUGGAUUCCCUCCCCCCCUCCGGAGUGCGUAUUACUCUGUCACCCCCAGCAUUUCAUCACACUUCACUGAAAAUUUCCUUGUACCCAAUUACACUCCAGGGUGGAGACAGGCACUGUGAGGUUACACUGUAAACUGUCUCACCUGAGGACACAAUAAAGUGAGGCAGAUAUAGACUGGACUCCCACAGACUGGACUCUUAUGCCUCUAAAAUCAAUGUUAGGUUGUCUGUGCCAGUUAAAGAACAUAAAUUUUAGUCACCCACCAUUUUAUUAAUGAUACUUUAAAAAAAAAAAAAUGGUGAGAAUGUAUGAAUCCUUUUUCUCCAUUCUAGCUACAGUUGCAUAGCUGGCAGAUGUUGAAUGUGAGUUCUUCUCCACUAGAAGUAAAUUACAUUUAUUUAUUAUACCCACACAGGUUCUAUAUUGGUAUUCCUUCCUGGUUAUGAUGAAAUUAUCACUCUCCGUGACAAUUUAACGGCUGAUAAGGAAUUUGGAAAUACUAGAAGGUAGUUGUUGAUAAAAUUUUGUUGUUUGUUUGACCCCUACUCUCAAGUAUUCACAAACAGUGCCUCAGAUUCAUGCCCAUAGUAUUUUUUUCCUCUUUUUCCUAGGUAUCAGAUUUUUACCCUACAUUCUUCCAUGCAAGCUACAGAGCAAAGAAAGGUGAGUGAUGAAGAGUACUCUCUUCUUGUUUAAAUUUUGCAAGAGUCCUUGAUAAGCUUAGGAUGUCUCUAUGGCACAUGACUAAGUCAUAUUCUUUUGUUUAUUCAAGGUUUUCAGAAAACUGCACCAAUCAAUCAGAAAAAUUGUAAGUUGUUCAUAAGUUGAAAUGUUCAUGUUUAUCCUCAGCUAGGUAACAACAAAAGUAUAACUCAGCUACAUUGUGCAUUUACACAUAUGCAUACCUUCGAUUUUAUUAGUGAUGUCUCUGGGUAUUGAACAAAUAUUCAACAAUUAUGGUAUACCCUUGACAUGUGCUUUUGUUUUCACACAGAUCCUUUCAACAAAUAUAGCAGAGACUAGUGUCACCAUUGAUGAUGUUGUAUUUGUGAUUGACAGUGGAAAGGUGAAAGAGGUUGGUAACAGAUUACUUCUCCUUGUGGGGCAACCAAAGCAAUUCAAAAAAUAAAUAACCUUCCCUUUGGCACGCUGCAUAUCCAUGCGCCAUUGAUAAUGCUCUUCUCGGUGUCCUGAACGGUUUCAACUGAACAUCUACUUCUUUGGCUUGUGGCAUAAGGAUGAUUAUUUUGGUUUACACUGUAAAUGUAGCUAUCUAUGCUAACUGUGAUGUAGUCUUAAUUUAGAAGAUAGGAAAUAUUUAUCAACCUUUUUGAAUCUCUAGAAAGCCUUUGAUGCACUGACAUCAGUGUCUUCACUUCAAUCUGUAUGGGUGUCCAAAGCAAGCGCAAUUCAGAGGAAGGGAAGGUGAUCUAUUUGUUUUUAUAAAGUAACCGGCAAAUUGAAACAUUUUAAGUUUGUUUUAUAAAUUUCCAAACUUUUUAUAGAAUAAGAGAGACAGUAAGUUUUGAGCUUGGUAUAGAAAUAGAGAAAGAUAAUUUUGUCUUGUCACGAGCGUAGGACAAAGAGGAACUCACUUCCUCAUGGGUACUGAGGUACUUUGUUCCUCGCUCGUGAUAAGACGAAAACAUCUUUCUCUUCAAACUUUUUGUUAUUGAAAUAUUUUUAUUGUGUUCAUAGUUAAGCAUAUUUACAUAUUUACAUUCUUCGUUUCCCAUCCACAUAAAACCAAACUUACAUCUUCUAACUCUUUUUCCUUCUCAGGGCUGGGAGAUGUUCCCCUGGCGUUUGUUACCACUUAUUCAGCCGAGUUCGACAUGAUAGCUUCUUGGAAUACCAAAUCCCCGAAUUAUUACGAAUUCCUCUGCAGGUAGGAUUCAGGGAAUAUCAAUUUUAUUAACCUGACCUUUUUGCAAUAAAAGAACUCACACGUAAAUUAAGAUUUUAUUUAACUUAAUCUAGUCGAUCGUCUUCACAGAUAUCGCUUUGGAGACAGACAAAAGAAACCGUUUAUGAGAAAGGUGGCUCUUACGGAGGGGAGAGGGGGUUGGGGUAAAAUGUGACACCUGUUUAACCUGAGUCCUUUACAACUCGGUUACGAUGCGUAUAGCUAACGAAGAGAGGCAGUGUUAGGUGAAGCUUCAACUGUAUUACUGUUGUUCUUGUUUUGUAGGAAUUAUGUCUUCACACAAAACUUUUAGCAUCACCAAACACGUCAAUAAGUGAUUUCUUGUCCAAAGCUCCCGAGGCUCCUCCGCUUUUGAUUCUUCGAAAUGCUGUGGCCCUUCUUAAGGUUGGUGUUGACACCAGUAGUAUUGUUGCCAAACCGUCUUAGUUAAUUCUGUUUACACUAUUCGUCGCAUUUCCUUCACUGAUUUUGUGUACACUAUAUACUUUUAGAUUACCAAACGUUUUUUCUUAUGUUUGACCCAUUGGAUCUUAAUUUCACUUCAGAGAGGUACAUGCACAUGGUGUACUUACUGUAAAGUUUUUGUCCGCGUCUGUUACUUUUCUUUCCACUUUUUCUUCACUGCUUCUGCUCUUGCAUAAGUAACUGUGGCUGAUCGUUUGAUUUGAUUUAUUUUUGAUCCAGACUAUAGACGCUUUGGACCAAUGGGAAGACCUGACUGACCUUGGUAAAUGCAUUGCUUUAUUUGACAGAACUUUGUAAAAGGAGAACUCAAAGAAAAAACAGGCAAACUGCCUGAAGCGCGGGCAAAGCGCGUGACCAAGUCACUUGUGAUUUUAGUUUGCAUUUGAUUGGUUGAGGGAUUGGACCACUCAAAGACCUUAGAGAAGACAAAGCAUUGUCGGAUUGCUUCCCACUCAAAUAAAAAUUCACUUUCUAGAAAUCCUGCUUUUAUAUGUUCAUUUAAUAAUGGUUUUCUUUUCUCCUGCCCAAAACUAUCCGACACUCUUUUACCAUAAACUGAGUCUUUCAUGACUCGUUGUUACAGUAUGAUAACUGAAAAGCUACUUAUCAAGCAUAAGAAACGUUUUAUUCUGGCAAUUAUGCCGAUCUUUGUAGUAACGUUUUUGUGGAAUAACUAUACGAUUCGGUGUAAUGGCCAUGCAGUUUUUUAUAAUUACUGUGUGAUUCUGUGUCACCUCUCCUAGGUCGUCAUCUUGCUGACUUACCCCUUAGUCCACAACUGGGGAAGAUGAUCCUGUAUUCAGUUGUACUGAAGUGUGUGGAUCCAGUGGUGACCAUCGCCUGUGCUCUGGCCUACAGGGAUCCUUGUAAGUAAAGGAAAAUUACAAAAAAGAAGCAGAGGAAAUUCUCUGAGCCGACAAAGCAGACCCGUAAUUUGAGAAUCGCGGUGAAUCGUUAAACCGACUUGCUAUCUCCGUUGUCAAGGAACAAACGAGUGAUUUUAAGUAAAUUCCAGGCCUAUUGAUAAUUAAUCACUCAGUCAUCGUGGUGAAAAAACUUUUAUACGAUUAUACUUUUCGUCUUUGUCAAAAAAUAUGGUAGCAAAACUUUCUGACAUGCUCCUCUGUGGCAGUGCGGUGCUUGUGUGGGACUUCUUACCGACAGAUACUACCUUCCCCUUUGACGGGAUAAGGGUUUUCAGUUCGUCUUGUUCGGAUAGAAUUUACGACUCACUUUGGAACUCAAAUACAGCAUAUACCAAGGUAAACUCUUGGUGUAUGGAACUUUUUAAAAGCCUUAUACUUGCUCUGUGUUUUUUUUCAGUUAUUCUUCCAAUGUACGCGGCCGAGAAGCGAGCUGCAGCUGCCGCUAGAAAAAGAUUCAUCUUGGAUCCUUUCAGCGAUCACUUGGUGUUCGUGCAAGUGUUCAGAGUGAGUUGGUUACUACUUGUGAUGCAGGGUUGGUACGUUGCAAUAACGAAAAAAAGAAACAGUAGGAUAUAUUUCUGGCAGAUACGAUAGCUUAUCUGCUUCUUCUCAGUUUAAAAUCAAAGGUGAUUUUUGAAUCGAAGAAUUUCGAAAUUAUACAUACUAAUUCGAAGCAAGAGUGAUGGAAGAACACUCACCACCACUACUCUCUGAUGGCUCAAAUUAAGCAAGAUUCUCCAGGAAACUAUAGAGCAAACCGAACUUUUUUCAAUUUUUCAGUGUUGGAUCCCUCAUUAGUGCUUUAUGUACCCAUGCCAUUGUUACAUGCCGUUUGGAUCUUUUGUUCCUUAGGGCUGGCAACGUGCACGAUCUGAAGGUUACGACAGGAACUUCUGUCGGAGGAACUACUUGUCUCAAGCUACCUUAGAAAUGAUGGCUGGUAUGAGGUAAAGCUUUUAAAAGGCCGGUUUAUAAUUUAGAUUUGAAAAUCUCAAGAAGUUAUUCCAUUGCAAGGUAACCUUGGACCUUAACGUGCUUUUUACAUGAAGGUACUGGUUAAAUGAUUGGAGGGGUGGUGCGAUCCCCGUCAUGUUUCUGAUUUACCUGUUGUCAUUUUAGAGCACAAAUUCUUGGACAAUUGAAAUUUGCCGGUUUCAUUCGCCCCCGCGGAGCAGGAGACAUCAGGGACUUGAAUUCCAAUUCAAACAACUGGGCUGUUGUUAAGGUAUGUUUCUACUGAAUAUAGGUGCAAUUGCGGUGAAGAAAUAAUCGUCGCAUAUCCUUCGUUGCUAUCAUUGACUCUGUUUGGUUUACUGUCAUAGUUUUCAUCAUUUUCACUGUCGCUUUUCGUUGUAAUGUUUGUUGUCGUGGGCAACGUCAUGACUACCCGCCAUGAAUGUCCUUUUUCUCCUUCUUGGUUGCUGUUUUCUUCCUCAAAGAACUGUUCGAACACACUAGCCAUUGCUCAUACCUGCCUGCUGUAAUCCAAAGAACUCUACCAUUUUGAGUCUUAAAAUGAACAGAUACUAUUCUUAGUUUGGUUUCCAGUGUAAUGCCCUUAUCCUUUCUGCAUACCAUUAUUUAAAGCUGGUAAAAUUAAACUUUCCUUUGUUGACAGGCGGCUCUCUGUGCUGGAACAUUUCCACAGGUGGCUCGUGUGGAUAGAAGUGCGAAAAAACUUACAACACAGUAAGAGCAAAUACUGUUAGACUUACAUUGUGCUAAUGUUUGCUUUAUUUUGUAGCCUUUGUUAGUUAGAAGUGUUUCUUCGCCCGGUCCUUAGCGAUUUCAGCUAACAUUUUUUUUUAUAAAGCUGUGUUCUUAAUGCUGCAGGAAAGAGAGUAAGGUUCGGUUCCACAAUUCCUCCAUAUUGUACCAGUCUCCAACACAAGGAGACUCCAUGUCCGCUGCUCAAACAAAGGCCAUCAACAGACUUCCCUCCGAUUGGCUUAUUUAUGAGGAAAUGUCGAGGUUUGUUUGUUUGUUUGUUUCAUUUUUAUCUCAAGCUAAUCCGCUUUCAGUGCCACCUAACUGGUGGUUCCUAGCAGUGGUUCACGUUUGCUGCAUGCUGACUUGAGCUCAGAUAAAUGGACUCAAAUCAUGUUGAAUAGCUGUAAAACUUCUUCAAAAAAUUUUUUUAAAAAAUUUGCGAGUCGACAAUGUUAUUUUUUAAUUCUUCAAUUAGGCUCUGUAAAAGAAACAAGUUUACCAAAAGCCUCUACUUCUACUAAUUCGCCUCUGAACACGUGUCAUUUACUGUCUAUCCUUUUCCAGGUUGUACACAACAGUGACAGUUAAAUGCUGUACACUGCUGUCACCUGUAACGAUAGCACUCUUCACUGGACCAAGCCUGUCUUCCGAGCGUGUUACCCAGGACUCCUCUGCUACUCGUGACAGUGAGAGGUACCUUGGAGAUGGACUAGGACGAGAGAGUGAAAGCAGUGAUAGCGAAACAGAGGAAACAUCAGGAAAGAAAGAAAAAAAUGGUGCUCUGUUUAACGUGGAUGAGUGGAUCGCGCUGUCUGCGAGUCAAGAGGUAGUUGUGAUCCUCAAAAACUUCUACUUCUACUUCUACCUCUUUUAAGCUUAUCUUGUACUGGCACAUCAAGAAUAACCCAAAAAAUGGAAGGAAUUCAUACUGCCCAUAGUCAAAAAUGCCUCUAACAUUAGCAAACUUCAAUGUAGUCAUUUAGAAUUUAUAUGAUUUUAUGUUCAAUUGCAAACCGAGAAGGAAUGUUUUUGUCGACAUUCUCUGUCAUUUGCGUGGUUAGAAUUUGGAGAGAACACCAUUUUUACAAUGCUGCUAAUACCUGUCCUCUAUCUCAAUGAAAUUGUAUUUUCAUCUAUAAACUUCACUUCCUCUUAUUAUACCGCUUGCAUUACCUUGCGAACGUUCAGUAUUUUCUCAUUUUGCGCGACUUUUUGUCGUUCAGGUUGUUAACCACGUGUCAUAUCUGCAUCACAAGUUACAAGCUUUGUUUGUUCGAAGAAUUCGUUCCCCUUCCAGACCGUGGUCACAAGUGGACGAGGUAUGAUACGAAACCACAGUUAGCUAGGCUUGUGUUUGCUCAAAUUUUAUGGAGGAACGUUCUGCAAGUACUGUCGGCUCUUGGAAGCUUUAUUUACUAACCAUACGCCAAAUAGUCGUCUUUACCUAAAAGUUGGUUAUUAAAGUUUGCACCAAUGUUUAAUUUUUAUUUUUAUUUUGUUUUUGUGUUUGUUUGUUUGUUUGUUUGUUUGGUACAAAGAUGGUUGUCCGUGCAGUAGCAGCAGUUUUGACAGCUGAAGAACAAGCCAUGAAUCCGCAUCCUCGUCAAAGACGAACACGACCAGGUGACUGAACUUACUCUGAAAAAGAAAUCUGAUAAAGAAAUAAAUGUCGUUACAGUUGAGUGUCGUAAGUGAUUCGAGAUUGUAUGUGGAUUUUUUUCUAGUGUGCUCUGUGUUAAGCUGCGAAAUUUGUGUCAGUCUAUCAACCCUAAAAAAGCAAACGUGGAAUCAACUGCGACUUAGCUAUUGGUGUUUUCCCGCGCUUCUUACGGGUUGUGCGGUCUGAUCUUCGUUGGGUUCUCAUUGGUUCCCCAUGCUUUUGACGCUUGUUUUGAUUGGUCGUUUUGAUCACUUGUUUAUAUUUACACAAACAAAGCGCUUGAAAUGUUUGAUUUAACUCAAUUAUUCUAUGGCCUACUUUUCUUAAAUGUCUUUAAUAUAUCUAUGAUAUUAUUAUUAUUAUUAUUUCUAGAUUUUUCAAUUUCUUGAAUUCAUUAUAAGCAAUUUGAUCAUUUUGCAAGCCCUAAAUCCCUGUGUUGUUUCUAAUGUCACAUUUUGAAUCUAACUUGAGGGUGAAUUUCUUUUCAGGAUUUGAAAGUGGACCCGACUCGAGAUCUCCAAGGUAUACUGUGAAUUAUUUCCUUAUAGUUGAAUCAUAACACUCAUGUCUUAAAAUUGCAACAUGAUAAAUUUCAUAAAAAAACAAAGUAUUUUAUGGUGCGAGCUUUGGAGUUGUGUUCAUAACGAUGCCUAAAAAAGCUUAAGUUUCAAUGUGCAUGGCCACAAAUAGAUAAUCAUAACUUCUUUCCAUCUGCAGGUCUCGCUCGGGUGAGCAGUUCUCUCCAUCCAGAGAUCGUACACGAGAAUCCUCUGGUGAGCUGUUGUUAAAGUCAGUGAAAUAAUUUAGAGUUUAUGAAGUGUUGUUCUCAUAGGGAUGUCCAACGUGAUUAAGACGUCUUCAGAAUAAGUAGAUCUCUGACCCCAAUGUCAAAAAAAUCUUUAGAAUUCAUGUUGCAAUUUUUUUUCCUCCAGGAUCAAGUUCACAAGUGAAAAGUGAAAUACAGUCAUCCUCUCUGGUAACUUUGGCGACGAUAAUGUUAUUUUUAGUUUUGAAAUUUAAUGAUCAAACUUACUUAGUGCUAAUGUUUGUAACUAUGACUAAAAAUCUUGUCUGUGUUCGAAAUGGUAUGAAGAUCUUAUCUGUAUUAACUUUCUUUUUCAAAUGUAAACAGAAUGGGAACAAAGUUUCUGGUGAUGGUUGGUCCCCAAGGUCUCCUCAACAGCUUGAGAAAUUGAGUGAAGGUGAGCAUCAUUAGUUUAAAUAAUGAAUGAUUAAAAUGAAACAAUGAAAUGAGUGAAUAGGUGUAGCAGCACAUUCCGGUUUUUGAUUCUUUUUUAAGUUUCUCAUUUGAGCCACCUGCAAAAUAAAGCGCAAAGUGAACAAACAAAAUAAAAACAGGGAAUGUAAACCGCAGUAGACAGAGACUAAGUGUGAAAAAACUCACAGUCAAUUCAAGAACAGAGACUUCAAUAAAACACUCUAAACUCUAUUCACAAAUGAUAUACAACAAAAGCCUUCUUUUUUUUUCAGCUCGGUACUUUAUCAUGAAAUGCAACAAUCAGAGAAAUUUGGAUAUAUCGAUGGCCAAGGUAACUGCUGACGUUUGAUUAUAAAAAAAAUUUUAUUUAUACAAUAAGUACACAAAGAUUGCAUGUCUGUGGUUUUAUGAAAUACAGUGUUAUGUAGAUGUUACAGAGGUAUUUCAUUGUCUUUACAGGGCAUUUGGGCAACAACACUAGCCAAUGAAAAAAAGCUGAACAAAGCCUUCAAGGUUUGUUAUAGUGACUGUGGAGGACGGAGAAAAGUCUAAGCUGCAAUAAAUUGAUUGAAUAUUUGUUAAUUGGAAAAAUAUUCUAGGAUACUUUUGAGUGGACAAGGUCAAGAAGAAACUGAAGCAAAUUAGUUGAUGGUUUUUCGUAGGCAGUGUCCAUACUAAAGUGAUUUUGUUUGUAGGAAUCUAAGCAUGUUAUGCUGGUCUUCUCGGUGCAAGGAAGUGGACACUUUCAAGGUAAUUGGUUUGUUCAAGAGAGGAUCCAACUUUUAGAUACUCGCGAAGAACAUGUCAUGUCAUUCUUGGGAGACAAGCUGCCUUGAGUCUAAAAGUAACUUGAGAUAGGUCAUCAUUUGCAGUGAAGCGUCUCAAAUGAAGAGUUUAGCCUCUAAGUAUCAUCUUCUCUUGGUUUAUUUAAGAACUAAUCUCCAAGAAUUCUUAUUCAGCCAAAAAGAAAGUUCUUGCCAUUCUGACCAGGUUCAUGUUCCUCUUUUGUUUCAGGCUAUGCACAGAUGACGUCACCCAUUGGCAAAGACAAGUCUCCGGAGUUUGGUUCUAGUUCACUAAGCGGUGUUUUUAGUGUCGAAUGGAUAAAAAAGUAUGUGCUGCACAUGUACUUGUUAUAACGUAUUUGCUGUUUUCUUCAUUUUACUCCACAUCUGUAACUUGUAAGUCUUAGUCAGGACAAAGUGCAUCAGGGUUUACAGUUUUGUGAGUUAGAAGACCCACUCUGAAUUUGAAUUAAAAAUAUAUCAGUCUCUUGAGUCAAAUCUUAUCAUAUCCUCAUCAUGACUUUUAUCCUUCUAUCAGGUGUAACCGAAUUCUGUUUUCCCAUUAUUCCAUAGAGCCAGUAUUCCAUUCCAACAAGCUCACCACCUAGUUAACCCUUGGAAUGAUCACAAGAAGGUUCAGAUUAGUCGCGAUGGACAGGUAAAUGCGAGUCACUACAGUGCACCUAUGUAGAGGUUACUCUCUUUGAUGAGAGAUAAGACAAGAUUACAGCUUCCUCUCGCGCACAGGGUUGGAAAACCAAAUGGUCCUUUAUCUCCAGAAUAACAUUUUAAAAAAUUUAAAGGUGCCCUUUAUUCUUUUCAAAGCAUUUUUAUAUCAUGCGGACAACAUUAGAAUCAUGAACAAUCGAAGCCUGUGAAAACGCCGUUGGGAAGAUAAACUCAUCGGGAGAUGGGCUUCUGUCACCCUGUGCAUUCAAUUUAAGUCUAAAUUGAUAGCGUAUGGCCGAAUGGUGCUGAGACUUAAUCAAGAAUUGAAAUUCUAAGAAUCACAGACAUACACAUCUUUUGCAGGAGCUGGAACCUAAAAUUGGCGAAGAACUCUGCAAACUAUGGGACGCUGACCAAGCUGGUGGGACUGGACGAACUCCACGAUCGACAAACAACACGAGUAGACGUGGCAAGCCCUCUGGACCCGCCCAAGCCGAUCCCCACCCCACCACUGGUCAGUGGCAAGGUGCACAGUACACUGCAAUGCAACAGGUGUACGCUACCCACACCCCCUCCAUGCCAAUACCCGUUCCCAUUCCUUCAGCGCACUCCCGACACACCAUCGCUGCGCCGUACCCUCGUCCCCAAGUGAUGGCAGCCCAGCCUAUGGCUGUCCACCCACAUCCCGCCGUCCCCUUCGGUGCUCAUGCAAUGGCACUGCAGUCUCAGUUCCGUCCGGCGGCGGCUUCAAGGUUCCCCGGGGCAGUUGUUCAGGCACCCCAUAUAAGGAACAUGGGUGCACCACCACGUGCAUCAAGAGGCUCGUAUCAUUCUCCAAGAAAGUAAUCAUUAUCAUCAUCAUGAUGAUCGCUUGUUGCGCCAGUAGGCGCAUAGGGUAGUCACAUUGUCCACCCAAUCCCCCCUAUCAAGUGCCGCCGCCUUGGCCACAUUCCAGCUCUUCUACCCGGCCUUGCCUCCCUCUCCUUCAACAGUCCUUCUCCAAGUGGUUUUUGGUCUCCCUUUCGCCCUUCGACCUUCUGAUGUCUACCCCAAUGCCGUAAAACAGUCGUUCACACCCUCUCUCCUGAGUACGUGUCCUAACCAGUUCCAAGUUCUUUUUCGCACCUUGCAGCCCAUUUUAUUGAUCUCUCUACCAUUUCAACUACUCUCUUGUUUGUCAUAAUUUGCUGCCAUCUAAUCCUUUUCCCUACUCCAUCAGGGGAGUGAUGGAGAAGGGAAAACUCCAUCCUGAUGCUCGGAUUCUAUGAUGUUGUUGUAACAUGAGCUCUUAAGACUUCAUACCUCAAAUAAUCGAGUCACUGAGAAAGAAAAUAAGCCGUUUACCCUCUGGACAAAACUGCUGAAUCUUUACUGGAGAUAUUCCAGACUGAUUUCUCACCCUGAAAACUCAGUCAUUUCCUAUUUUAGAGUAAUAGUACCGAUAUGGAAACUAAGGAAACGCCUAUUCCAAUCUUCGCUUGUUAUCUUUUGCGUAACUUGUGUAAAGAGUUUAGCGAGCAAACUAUUCCCUCCGUGAGGGAAAAAUGAAACAUACCGUAGGACUCUUUCAAUUGGACUUGCUUAAUUUAAUGCUUUUAGGUGAUGUUUCUUCAUUUUGUCUUUUUUGUUAUCCAAGUAAGUUUUUGCUCUUACUGCAUUUCUGGAUUGUUGUGCAGGGGAGGCUUGUGAAUGAACAAUUACUUGGAAAUGAUACGUGUACGCAUCUAGGCCAAACUUUGUACCUCUAAAAGUGAUUUUCGGAACUACGGUAAAAAGAGAUCAUAAAGUGCUGGGGUAUUCAGUCUCUAGGGUAGCUUUUAGAAGGAUGGAAACGAAAUUGACUUUUUUUUUCCAUUAAGAUUUAUUGAGCAAUAGUAAUGUAUUGUACAGAAAGCCUGAAAUAGACUUACAAAUUACUGG
Pocillopora meandrina is the source of this 20302-nucleotide messenger RNA. Lineage: Eukaryota; Metazoa; Cnidaria; Anthozoa; Scleractinia; Pocilloporidae. The record is from the annotation of a GenBank genome assembly.